GAAAGAUUGGUAUAUAAGCAAGUGAUCCUAAAUCCAAUGCUUCAGCAACAAAGUGAGACUUUUAGAGAGAGAAAGAAAGAAAGAGAAAGGGGGAGCAAUGGGGGACUCGAGCGACUCCGUUUCUGUUGAUAUGGAAACAUUCUCCGUCGCCGGAAAGGAAAUUGCUUUUUCUGGAAGCAAUAUGAUUACUGGAUUUGUUUUGAGUUGGAGGGUCUUAAUGUUUUCUCCAGUGAAACAUUUUUUAUUGUUGAUAAAAGGCUCAUUUUAGGCCAUGGAGCUCAUUUAAAGAAGCAAAACGGUUCAUGCUAACUUGUUUCUAUUACAAAUGAAUUUACAGUCAAACUUUCUCUUUUGGAUUUCAUCAUUCUUGAUCAUUCUUGAUCUUGUUAUUAAAAAAGUUCAGCACAGUGCACUAAAGCUCCCGCGAUGUGCGGGAUCCGGGGAAUGGCUGGAGUACAAGGGUCUAUUGUAUGCAACCUAACCUUGCAUUUCUUCUAGAUGCUAUUUCCACGGAGCACCUUGUAAAAACUGGCCGUGGUUCUGUCUCUGUUGUUGUUUUUGGGGACCAGGACAAGCCGGCUCUUAUCACCUAUCCUGAUUUAGCUUUAAAUUAUAUGUCCUGUUUCCAAGGAGUAUUCUUUUGUCCAGAAGCAUUUUCAUUGCUGCUCCAUAACUUCUGUAUUUACCAUAUAAGUCCUCCUGGUCAUGAGUUGGGAGCUGCUGUCAUGAGUCUUGAUGAUCCUAUCUUAUCGGUUGAUGAUUUAGCAGACCAGAUUGCUGAGGUGCUUGAUUACUUCAGGCUUGGUAAAGUAAUGUGUAUGGGAGUAACAGCUGGAGCAUAUAUUCUUACUUUGUUUGCCCUAAAAUACACACAAAGGGUUAUGGGUUUGAUACUUGUUUCCCCCUUGUGCAAAGCACCUUCUUGGACAGAAUGGUUGUGUAAUAAGGUGAUGACAAAUCUGCUUUACAUUUGUGGCAUGUGUAGUUUGGUGAAGGAGUUACUGCUGUUGCGGUACUUUAGCAAGCAGGAAGUCCAUGGCAGUGUUGAAGUUCCAGAAUCAGAUGUAGUUCAAUCAUGCCGAAGAUUGCUAGGUGAGCGACAGAGUUCAAAUGUAUUGCGGUUGCUUGAAGCUAUCAAUGAGAGACCAGACAUAACAAAAGGCUUGCGGAAACUACAAUGUCGGUCUUUAAUAUUUGUUGGUGAAAACUCUCCUUUCCAUUCUGAGGCUCUCCAUAUGACAUCGAAGCUAGAUAGAAGGUUCAGCGCCCUAGUUGAGGUUCAAGCAUGUGGUUCAAUGGUGACUGAAGAGCAGCCAGAUGCAAUGUUGAUCCCACUGGAAUACUUUCUAAUGGGAUUUGGGUUUUAUCGGCCGUCUCAGUGCAAUGUCAGCCCAAGAAGCCCCUUAAGUCCGACCAGUAUCUCUCCAGAGCUUUUCUCGCCAGAAAGUAUGGGGUUGAAGUUAAAACCGAUUAAAACUAGAUUUUCUGGAGAAGUAUGAGUCAAUUCCAAGAGGAUGGGCUCGAAGUUGAACAAGUUUUUGUAAAAUUUGUAAGCAUGCGUUGAAGAUCCGCUUCGAUUGAAGACAGUUAGGAAUGUGAAGUUACAGAAGUGUUGUAGAUACGAGUUGGAAAUAGAAAGUGGAAGAAAAACAAUAGGAACGAAGAUUUUUUUUUUCUUUUGCGUUGUGUAGUUGCAAUUGUUAGUAAGUUCAGAAGUUUUGAAUCCAUCUGUACAAUCAAUCCUGCACAAUAAUAAUUUAUGUUGAUGAUGAAAGGAAUAAGAAUAAUAAAAAGCCACGUGCCAGCUUUUUCUUUCUCA
Messenger RNA from Capsicum annuum, 1819 nucleotides. Its product is annotated as protein NDL2. Bases 471 to 1499 code for a protein of 342 amino acids. The record is from RefSeq and is a predicted model, not a curated record. The transcript has 12 exons. Lineage: Eukaryota; Viridiplantae; Streptophyta; Magnoliopsida; Solanales; Solanaceae.